UAGGUAUGUGACUAUCCGGCUCUGAGAACCAGCCGUGCUGGCACUAAUUAGUUGUGACGUAAUUAAGUGUUUUCCCCAGGGCGGCAUUUCUGACCACGCUAUAUAGGGCGCUUUUUGAUUGGCUGGGUGUGGGAAAUCCUUGUGGAAAAUACCCUCUGACGUAGCCGAAUAUAUUAAUAUAUUACCUCGUUUUCGAUUUUUUACAAUCGCUUGAAAAUUGACGAUAUUACGAGUUGUUUUGUUACGAAGUGAGAAUUUUAGUCGUGGAACGGUGCAAAUUGCGGUAUCAAGUAAUAAAUAAACCCUAGAAUAUCAUAAUACGAGUUAUUUUGUUACGAAGUGAGAAUUUUAGUCGUGGAACGGUGCAAAUUGCGGUAUCAAGUAAUAAAUAAACCCUAGAAUAUCAUAAUAUAAUGCCUCCAUCAAAGAAGAAAAGAAAGCUGAACCCAGACGCUGAACCUGGAAUAGCAAGGUCUUAUCUGAAUGAGACAUUUUGUGUUAUCCCUGCUGGGAAUAAACUUCAAAAUGGACAUGUCUUGUAUAUUUUUUUGCUACAUGACUCGAGCGUGUCAAACGCUGAACGUGCAGUAAAGGAGACAUUCAGUGAAGAAGAGCGUUCUGCCAUUCCAAUUUUAAAGGGGAAAAUCACUUCUUUAGUGCAGCGGACAAUAAAGAAAUAUAAGAGGCUAACAAAUGAGAGUGAGAUGCAGAAAUUCAAGGAUUGUUGUUGGGAAGAAUUUUCAACAGAAGUAAUAUGUAGAAAACGUUUACAACCAGAACCACCAGGCACACCUAAAACUCCGAAUUCAAGUUCCAGUUCCUCGUCUCACAAGAACUGUUCAAACUGUGUGAAACUUCGUGGGCGUCUGUACAAGGCUAUUCAACGUCAAAAAGAGAUGCAGGAAGCGCACUCUGCUCAAAUUGAAGAAUUCAGAAGAAAGUUGAGUAAGAAGAAUGCUAUCAGGGUCAUUAAUCAGAAAUUAAAAAGAAAACUUAACCGUGUUAAGGAACUUGAUGAAUCAGAUUCUUCUGGUUUGGGAGCAAAACUGAAAAAAUUGAGAGAUGUCGUGAAACAGAAGAAAAAACAGUGUAAAAGAUUAAAGAUAGAGCUCAGUGAAAAAACUAGUUUUAUUGUUGAUGAAUCUGCCAAAGAAAUCUCAGUACUUAAGAAUAAGGUAAAAGCGCAAGAUGAAGAGAUUAGUUUUCUGCAAAACGACGUAGCUGUGCUUGAAGAGCAGAUUGAAGACAGCGAAGAUUCCUCCACCUCAGACAUUUUUGAGAAACAAGGAAAGAUGUACUCUUUACAAACACGUCUCUUUGUAUAUGACGCCAUUACAAAUCAAGUACCAACUGCUAAUGUGCCUAAACUUUUAGAUAAGUUUGUACAGAGGACUGGUGCCCAACUUGACAAAGUUCCCCACCGCAAUACGGUAGAAAUGAUGGUGCGAGAAAUGGGGUUGAUAUCUCAGCUUCAAGCAGCCGAAACUAUCUUGGCCAAUCCAGAUUCAACCUUGGGAUUCGAUGCAACGACCCAGCAAGGCAUUCACAUCAACAGCAUCCAUAUGACUUUUAAAAAAAAUUCAGACAGUUGCCUUGUCAUUGCAGUAGACCACCUACCAGGUGGGACGGCUGAGGAUUAUUCCCAGCACAUAAUUUCUUCCAUUAAUGAACUGGCAGUUGUUUACGCCGACUUUUACCAAAAGGACUAUCAAACAGUUUCAAAAUCUUUGACAGCAAAUAUUGCCAACAGUAUGACCGACAGGUGUGCUUCUAAUCAUGCUGCUAUUCGUCUUAUUAAUGCAGCAUGGAACACUUCACUAAACGAACUGAACUGCCAUCUUCACCCACUUGACACUGUUGCAUCAAAAGUUAGAGCGGCGUUGAAAUCACUUCAACAAGAAAAGGGCCACGAGAAGGGAAAGCUGUUUGGACAAGAUUGUCUUGCCGCAAAUGUCAUUUUGCAAUUGAAUAAAGUUCGUUUUAAGGAUGGGAAAGGCGACCCAAUGGGUUUUAAAAUAUUUCUUGAGGAAAUGGGACUAGGGAAGGGAUUUAUCCCCCGAUACAGGGGAAAUCGCCUUCAUGUACUUUUCCAUCUUGCUGGCAAAUACUUCGUUUAUCAUGCUGAUUUCCUCAAGUUUUUGAAUUCCCGUACUUCUCUUGGUGGCUUGCGAUCGAGUUUGAUGCUAGAUUUUGAAAAUUCAGUUACAAAGUUGGAGCUGCAGGUUCUGGGGUUGAUUGGGAAGUUGUUCUCUGGACCCUGGAUGAAGAUGUUUUACACUUCGGCAGACACAGAAAUACAUCACAUCAGAGGGAUUAAGACUGUAGAAGAGGUCUUAAAGCGUGUUAAACUCCAGGAAAAGAACCCCACCACCAUUCUUUCUCGUGAGAAUGAUUUCUUUGAUAAUAUCCUAGAAAAAGACCCGAUACUGUGUGCUUUACAACAAGAGGUACCAUCCGACACAACCUUGUUUGCUGAAAUGGUGAAAGUUUGUUUAGGGGCAAUCGUGAUAGUGCUAGAGAGACAAUAUGAGAAGUAUUUUAACCUCGACAUCACAGACGAAUUGGAGAAGCAAACAGAGUCGGCCAGGUCGCACAAUAUAGAUGCAGAGGAGGUAAUGGGGAUGUUUUCGGCAGCAAAACAGAAAGCUCAGAAUGCGACUCUGUGUUUCCUCUCAUCCAAAAUCAGGGCGCAGAAAAACCGUGUAAUUGAUUUUCUAGACAACAUGGGUGGUGAUAAAAGAGAGAAGGUUGUUCAGUUUGCGGUGACGUAUUCGAGAAAACAGAGAGAAAGAAAGAAAACUAAGCAGAAGGAUGUGAUGGUGGAAAUAAAAAGAAGAAAUGCCUUACAACAAGAGAAAAAAAACAUGACAGAACUAAGAAAAAUGGAAAAGAAAUUAAAAACCACUGAUACAGAUCCAAUUUCUCUGGCUGAAGCAUUUCCUGGCACUGAUAAAGGGAUUCUGGAUGAUUUGGGGGAUAUAUUGGAGGGUAAAGUCGUUGGCAAAGACCUUUGUCACUACUGGUUUGACACAGACAAGGGCGUUAAAGAACUGUAUUAUGGAAGAAUAGAGAAACUCCGGAAGAAUGGCAUCGUUUAUCGUGUGUGUUACUGGGCUGAGGGGGAGACUUUCGAUGAUGGAGAGUCGUACGACAUUUCGAAAUAUUCCCUUGCUUCUGAUCUAAUCUUAAGUGACUUGAUUUUGUGUUAAGACUAGACAACAGACUCAUCUGAGUACUAAAUUUCAUCUUAUUAUAUGGUACGACUGGUGAUAUUUAUCUGUAACUGUGCAUGUAUUAGUGUUUUUGAACAGCUAUCUUUUAGUAGAAAUUUCAAUGAAAAAGACCAAGUAUUAAGGAAGUUAUGACAUUUCGAAAUAUUCCCUUGCUUCUGAUCUAAUCUUAAGUGACUUGAUUUUGUGUUAAGACUAGACAACAGACUCAUCUGAGUGCUAAAUUUCAUCUUAUUAUAUGGUACGACUGGUGAUAUUUAUCUGUAACUGUGCAUGUAUCAGUGUUUUUGAACAGCUAUCUUUUAGUGGAAAUUUCAAUGAAAAAGACCAAGGAAGUUAUGAGCAUUUUUAUGACCUGGUUAAGACUGGAUAACGGACUCAUCUGAGUGCUAAAUUUCAUCUUAUUAUAUGGUACGACUGGUGAUAUUUAUCUGUAACUGUGCAUGUAUUUGUGUUUUUGAACAGCUAUCUUUUAGUAGAAAUUUCAAUGAAAAAGACCAAGUAUUAAGGAAGUUAUGAGCAUUUUUAUGAUUUGGUUAAGACUAGACUACGGACUCAUCUGUGUGUAGGAAUUCAUCUUAUUAUAUGGUAUGACUGGUGAUAUUUAUCUGUAAUUAAGAGAUUAACUGUGCAUGUAUUAGUGGUUUUGAACAGCUAUCUUUUAGUGAAAAUUUCAAUUAAAAAGACCAAAUAUUAAGGAA
This is a messenger RNA of Patella vulgata (common limpet), 3931 nucleotides long. RefSeq lists its product as uncharacterized. The record is from RefSeq and is a predicted model, not a curated record. Bases 414 to 3209 code for a protein of 931 amino acids. Gene Ontology annotation, cellular component: dendrite. Lineage: Eukaryota; Metazoa; Mollusca; Gastropoda; Patellidae. The transcript is spliced from 3 exons. Gene Ontology annotation, biological process: response to axon injury; negative regulation of MyD88-independent toll-like receptor signaling pathway. Gene Ontology annotation, molecular function: NAD+ nucleosidase activity; signaling adaptor activity.